This is a messenger RNA of Salpingoeca rosetta, 1376 nucleotides long. RefSeq names its product pirin. The record is from RefSeq and is a predicted model, not a curated record. Lineage: Eukaryota; Choanoflagellata; Craspedida; Salpingoecidae. The transcript has 3 exons. The coding region runs from base 284 to 1114 and encodes 276 amino acids.
UCUCGCUCGUCAUCCACACUUGUCAUCAUCAUUCGCAGUCAUCACCAUCAUCAGACGACGACGCGUCGCGCGGCUGUCUCUGGUGUGCUGUUGUAGUUUGGCAUUGGCGUUUGCCUCAUUCUUCACCUCAACACCAGUGUCUAUCGCCGCCUCCAGCGUCGCAACGAACAGCAACAACAACAGCAACAGCAACAACAACAACGGAGUUUGCUUUGCACAUCAACAACAACAGCACCCACAGCACCCACAGCACCCACAGCACCAAGACCAAGGCCGAGACAGGAUGGGCGCACGUGUGGAGGUGGUACCGGCGUCAACGCUGUUUGUGUCGGAGCCCAACCCAGCCUGGUUUGGAAACCCGUCCAACCCGAAAGGCGACAGCCGCUGGACAAACGCGAACUGGCUCAAGAGCCGCUUCCACUUCUCAUUUGCAGAGUACCAUGACCGCAGCAGGAACAGCUUUGGCGUGCUGCGCGUCAUGAACGACGACCUCGUGCAGCCGAACCGCGGCUUUGGCACCCACCCGCACGCCAACAUGGAGAUUUGUACGUACGUCGUCAGUGGCAAGCUCACUCACAAGGACUCCAUGGGCACCGAGGAAACCCUCUCCCGCGGCUCCAUUCAAUUCAUGACCGCGGGCACUGGCGUUCGCCACAGCGAGCACAACAAGAACAAGCACAAUCCUCUGCGAUUCAUCCAAAUGUGGAUUGUGCCGAGGGCGUCUGACCUGCCGCCCAACUACGGGUCGGCCGUUGGCGAUCGCAAGGCCCGACACAACAAGCUGGCACACCUGGUGGCGGACGUGGAGGACGAAGACGCGCCAGAGGACGUGCCUGUGCGCAUCAACCAGGACGCCAACAUCUUUGUCUCGGAGCUGGACGCGGAGAAGAGCGUGUCGUUUGACCUGCGCGCCGACCGCCAGGCGUACUUGAUUUGCCUGGAAGGCACGCUGCAUGUUUCGGCCCCACACGUGGACGGCAGCGACGGCAAGCCCACAGAGCUGCGCGCACACGAUGCUGCCAAGCUCUACGGACAGGACACGUUCACCUUCACCGCACCGCCUGACUCGCCAUCCACCACACACUUUCUCUUUGUGGAGAUGAAACGACAGUAACCAUCUGUGUGAAAAUGUGUGUAUGGAUGUCUCUGUGUAUGUGUGUGUGUGAAUAUGUGUGUGUGUGUGCAUGUGUGUAUGGAUGUGUGUGUGUGUGAAUGUGUGUGUGUGCAUGUGUAUGGGUGUGAUUGUGGAUGAACUCCAACUGCUUUCCCUUUUCUCUCCCUCUCGCCAGCGAUGACUCAUCACCUGCGUUUGAAGAUUUUCUAUUGGUAUCAUAAACGAUCAUCGGCGUGCACUCCAAAGCACUGCUCGCUCGGCA